AACUCCAACCUGAUGGAGGAAAAUUUUAUUGCUUCUGCUGGACACAAGUGGACUAGCCAAUUAGUCAUCAAUUAGUGGAAGUGAGAAUUUGAUAAUUUGGGGAUAAGCGUUCAACCAGGGCGUCAGAUAGGUUGAAAGCGCUUCAAUAAGUGCGCGGCAAUGAAAAGAAGCUACAUUGGAGUUGGUUGGAUGUCUAGUUCAAUGCUGAAACUGCUGUGGAUUACGCUGAUAUGGAUUACGCCGGGGAUACAAGGAUUGCCCAAAGUUUUCCGAACCAACGAGAUAUGUGGAGUUUACAAUGGACAUCGAGUCUAUUUGGAGCUGGGAGAUCGUGGGCAGCUCCAGGCUACCAAUGUAACAUUUGAAAGAUCUCUGAAUCAAACGUCACCGUCCGUCUGCUCCCUAGAAUUGGUGACCUGCCCUUCGUGUAACUUCAAAAUCUCAUUAAGCUACAGCAACUUCCCCACGAAGUGUGCCGUUCACAAUGAGCUACCGUGUCGAUGCGAUUACCUAGAAUUUUCCGAGCCGCCUUUCGACGUGGAGCAAUCUGGUCGACGCAACUGCGGCCAUGACGUAGUCUACCAAACGCAAACCCGCUCGGUGUUGAUCAGAUUCAUCUACUGGAGCAACCAUUCGCAUGCGUUCACUUUGGACUACGUGGCGGAAAGGAAUCGCGAGACGCUGCAGGUGAACCCCGGUGCGAUGCAUAACCUGACGGGAGGGGCCCACACCAAGAUAAUAACGACCCCGUACUUUCCCUCGUAUUAUCCGCGGGACUUUGGCAAGGAGUACGUGUUGAACUGCAAUGUGGAGGCUUGUCGGGUGAAUGUGAUCUUCAGCGAUUUUCUGCUGGCCAAGACGUCGACGAUGGAGUUCUACGAUUGGAAUGGGCAGAGGUUGCAUGCAAUUUCUGGAGCGAGUUUUCGACCUCCGGUGAUUCAGAGUACGGGGCCUUCGAUGAUCAUCAGGUUCUAUGCAAAUGGGGGAUCUGGUUUGGGGUAUAGAGCGAGAGUUUCGUUUUUGACGGUUGAUAGUGCAGCGAAUCCGUUGAUGCUACCGGAUACGAACUGUGGUGGAGUGGUUGAAAAUGUAGGAGGAGCCAUUACCAUGAUGAAGAUGGUACAGAAUAUGGAUGAGGGUCGAAUAUUCGACUGUAUUUGGUUGAUAAAGCCUCCGAAUACGUACGCUCAUUUGAAGACUCACUUGUCGUUGCGGAUCGACACGUUCGAGAAGAUGGGACCAAAUUCAUUGUUGACGGUGGUUCAGGGUACGAGCUCCGAUGGCGGAAUCUUGGAUGUUAUAAGGCCCAAUGCUGGAAGUCAGGGGAAAGGUUAUGUUACGCCAUUGACUUCGGGAUUUUAUGUGCAUUUGCGUGCUACGUUUAUAAUACAGUCUAGAAUGGCAUUGGUAUACUCAGCUUUUAGUUAUCUAGAUUGCUACAUGGGAUCGGAAUUUUUGUGUCAGAACAGAAAGUGUAUUCCAAUUCAGCUGCAUUGUGAUGGAUUUGAUCAUUGCGGAGAUGGCAGUGACGAACCGUCGAGUUGUGAAGCCCAAUGGGAAACGGAGCGCAUUGAUCGCCGAUGGUACUCUCACACACCGAAUUAUUACUUUCCAAAGAUGGAUCGCUAUCCGGAUCUUCGGACGGCGACUCUCAUAUUCAUUGCAAGUGCUUUUGGACUGGUGAUGUUGAUUUCGGUGUUCAUCAUCCUGUUGUAUCGUACCGGAAAUCGUGCUAGGCAGCAACGCGAGCUGCAGAGUCAGCUGCAGACCAUCAGUGAGCUGUUAGAUAGCAACAGUCCACGUGGACCCGAAGAUGUGGACGAACCACCGAUGUAUGAAGCUCCGCCAGAUUAUGACGAAAUAAUUAAGGUUGGAAUGGAUGAUGACAUCAAGAGGAAGCGCAGGCGCCAUUCGUCUUCCGCUUCCGGGCGACGAAGCCGUAUGAGACGAUCCCGACGUCCGAGUAAUGUGUCGGAGAGUAACAAUCCGAUAUUGGAGGUACGUUUGCCUCCGGAGAUGGAUAAUGAAAGGCCUUCGACAAGUGCGACGCACUUGCAAGUUCCGUAUGGGUUAGAUGGAGGUCACCAUGCUUCCGAUUAUGAGGACGACGAUCUGCAUGAGCAACGUUGGGAUCAAUCGGAACCAGAUUUCUUCAUGUCAUCGCGUAUUGUCGAAGCUUCAACGUCGGCUUCGACGAGCCAGAGUCACAGCGUUGGCUGCCAAACAACAUCAGGGUCAGCUCCAUCCGGCAACUCGUCGAGCCCUCCACCGACGUACGAUGAUUCGCAGUUCUUCCGCCAUAAUGGGAUCCACGACAACCAGGCCGCAUCAAAUUCGGCGUCAGAUUCAGACAACUUCUCACGUGGCUUUGCAGAGGAACCUCCUAAUGUCACGCUAUCUCUGAACGAAACACCACAGCAAUCUACCGAGCGACUAGCUACCACAUCAGUAUUAACACCAAUUGGAACCACAUGCAGUACUUCAUCAACUUCAAUACCAAAACCUCAACACAUAUGGAGUCAAACUACUCGCAUUCAGCGCCCUUGGUUGGCAUUCAGCGGAGAAGAUGGCAACACUGCUAGCUGUGUGCCGACCAUAAACACCCCUCCAAAUGACUUCAGCAGUCAGCAAAUGUUCAGAUCUACAGACACAACCCAAAUGAAAGAGAUGGAUGCUUACUUGCUAGCUUACGGAUCCAUUUCCAACGAAGAUCUGGGAUCUUCUGGAGCAGCCAGCAGUACUACUGAAAGAACCGCCUGCUCCCACCUACCAUCGACCUGCUCAUUCGCGAGAAACUCCUGCACUUGUUCGUCGAUUGGUUCCAACGCCCGUAGCUUGGCGUCCAACAACUAUGACUAUAUUGCCCAGAACUGUCCCUGUUGCAGGGAAUCCCAGAUUUUUCGCAGCUCUUUGUGCCCGAAGUGCAAACCUCCGCCGCUGGCUCCCACGCUUCCGGCGAAUCUCUGCUCCUCAUGCGGAGGAAAGAUCUCCCUUCAGGAAAGCCCGAACUCCGACGGCGGUGGAUCAUCGCAACCGUCCGCUUCGGCAACAGCAGCCCUACCGGGUACAGCCGUUCGGUUGUGCAACUGUUUCCCGAAGUUCCCUUCGCAGCCCAGCAUGGUGACACGGAGCGGUUCCGCCAAUGUGAUAAACCCCAGCCCGGCGGUAGCGGUUCGACCGAUGUCCGUGGAUCAGAUUGAAGCGAGCGGUGCACGGCGCAGUGUUGCCAGUUUGACGAGUAACUUUGAGGCGUUCUUCAAUUCGCACCUUGGCAUCCCGGGUGCUUCAAUGAGAUCUUGAUCGGUAGAUAGUGUGUAGAUGUUAUGUUGUUUUGAAGUGAGGUAUUUCGGAUCUAUUGAAUAAAUUGGGACUAAUUGGUUUCAUCAAGAAUGA
Messenger RNA from Aedes albopictus (Asian tiger mosquito), 3393 nucleotides. RefSeq lists its product as uncharacterized. Gene Ontology annotation, molecular function: protein binding; serine-type endopeptidase activity. The coding region runs from base 160 to 3300 and encodes 1046 amino acids. The transcript has 9 exons. Gene Ontology annotation, biological process: acrosome reaction. The record is from RefSeq and is a predicted model, not a curated record. NCBI's taxonomy places the organism in Eukaryota, Metazoa, Arthropoda, Insecta, Diptera, Culicidae.